CUGCCGCCUCUCAUCCUCCAUGCUUUGAUGGAGCAUGCAGACGGAAGAGAACAAAUUAGGUGCUUGCAAACUGCAGGGAGCCUCCCGGUCAAGACGUAGGACGCGUCGAAUUUAGCUUUUUUUGCAUAAAAUUAAAAUAACUGUCUGGCCUUCACUGCUGACUUGCAACCGAUGAAGCCGGUGGUGGAAUUCCCAUCUCCAUCAUCAACUGUUGCACUAAGACAAGUGUAUUUGCACUGUAAGGCUAUGGAUAUGGAUGACCAAACUAUGCGUCUUCUGUGACCGGGUAUUUGCUUUACUCCUCCUAGUGUAGCUCGACAGACGCCGACUUCCUCAUAAAUAUUCAGUAGGAAGCUGCCGUCGGAACUUAUCGAUGGAUAAAAUAACACAGUCCCAGCCACAGAUCCAGCUAUCGAUAUCGAAAGCUACAGAACGUCCAGCAGAGGAUAUCUCAAAUUUGUCAGACGAGGACCUCUUGAAAUGGAACAAGGAGGACCUGGUACGUCGACUUCGUAAAUCUGAAGCUGAUAAAAUGACCGUUAUUGUGGACCAUAGCAACCUGAUUCGGGAGGUGAAUCGCAGCCUACAGCAGCAUUUGAACGAGAUACGGGGGCUGAAGGAUGUAAACCAAAAGCUACAGAAGGAUAAUCGAGAGCUACGUGACCUAUGCUGUUUCUUGGAUGAUGACCGGCAAAAGGGCAAGCGUGUUUCACGGGAGUGGCAGCGCCUGGGCCGCUACAGUGCCAGCAUCAUGCGUAAAGAGAUAGCGCUGUACCUGCAAAAGCUGACAGAGCUGGAGUGUAGGCAGGAGGAGGUCAUCCGUGAGAACCUUGAGCUGCGUGAGAUAUGUCUGCUUAUGGAGGAGGAGACAGGAGGUGGCAGAGGAGGGAUUGGUACUGGACUGGGCCUCCAAAGCCAUGUCAGCACAAGCCUAGCUGGGUGUCGCAACUCCAUCGACAGCCAGAGUGGUCUGCUUGUACAGGGCCUAAUACGGGACGUUGGUGAUGGUAGCAGCACCUCCAGUGCUGGGAGUGCAGAGAGCAAUGAUCACCCACACCACAAGCAGGCUCAACUACAGCCUAGUGUGGGGGCUGAGGGGAGCAGCCUUGAAUAUCUCCACAAGUCUCGGCUUGGAAUUGGAAGAGAAGAUAGAGGGGACCUGGCAAGCCCUGAACCUAGAGCUCGGCACCGGAGCACCAGUCUGGAUUAUCCCUUUGCCCUACCCCAACCUUGCCGGCCUCGUUGUGGCUCCAUAUCUGUGCCUGACCAUCAUUUUAUGCGUGGAUUGAGCCAAGAGAAAUAUGGCCAAGCACUGGGCUGCAGGAGCCCUGAAACUAACCUGAAGCACUGCUUGGGUCAGGGGCAGAUCAGCCCAGAGCUCUACCUCCAGAGGCACAGAGGCAGCUUGGGGAGUGGAAUAGGUAGUCUAGAGCACAGGGAGGUGCAGUUGGGUGCAGCAGAACUUCACCAUGAAAAAGUUAUGCUGGAAGGGGGCAGUCAAGAUCUGCUAAGGCACCAGUACAGUGUGAGCCCUGAGCAUGGAAAGGUUAGCAGCUCUGGCAGAGAGGUGUCACCACGAAGAUCUGCAGGAGAUGACCUGUCACCACACCAUCAGAGCAUCUACAAUGGCAUGAAUGCUUGGAUAUCAGCAGGUUGCUGCAGCAGUAACUGCAGAAAUGUGAAGAAUUGGGAUAGUUUUGAGACCUCAUCUUGACCAUAGCCUUUCCUGGAGCUUUUAAGGAGAAGUAUUGUGAUGUAGUGGAACAGAUGUCAGAGACAAAUAGAUUAUUCAACUGUCAAAUCCAUCCAGUUCACUCCCAUGAGGCCAGGCAAGCCCUAUUUAAGAGCUCAUUUUUACAUUUUGUCCAAAAAAAAUUUAAUUCAUCAUUAUUUAUAUGAUGAUGAUUAUCAUGGUGAUGAUAAUACUUAAAGGAUUUCUCAUUGGACAAGUGGUAUAUAUGAGACUUUUUCUGUCAUGCAAUCAUUUCUUUCUUGUGAAAGAAAGCACAAAUAAACACACAUACAAAUCCAUCAAAAUCUGUCUACAGAUUAUAUCAGUUGCAUUUUGAGUAAUGAAACACCAUGCUACUUCUGUCUUCCUACCUUUUGCAGUACUUCUUUCCUGUAACCCCUUUUCUUUUGUUAGGUGAGACUUCAUUUCUGUACCAGUCACAGUUGCAUUAGAAACAAAAUGUGCUUUAUCACUUGAAUUCUAGUUCAUAUUUUUGCAGUUUCUUUUUAGGGGUAUUUUAGACUGAUGUUCAUUUUUCUGGCCAAUACAUAGAUAUUGUUAUCAUGGCUGUUAGGGUUUUCCUCAUACAUGUUUUCCUCAUGCAUAUUUUUAUACUAGUGUCACUAUUUUUGCCUAUGUAUGUAAGGUUUAAUGGAAAUCAUAGAGAGGUGAACCAUUCUUACAUAUUCAUAGUCCCAUCAGUGUUGUGUGUUAGUUGUGAUAGGUUUAUGUAUGAAAAAUAUUUAUUUUCUUUGCUGUAUUAUUCUUUCUGUCAUACCUCUUGUACACUAGAAAAUAAUGUGUGUAGUUGAUUGUUUUAUAUGUUGUUUUAUAUAAGGAAAUU
Molecule: messenger RNA, 2576 nt
Organism: Electrophorus electricus (electric eel)
Lineage: Eukaryota; Metazoa; Chordata; Actinopteri; Gymnotiformes; Gymnotidae
Gene: ccdc85al
Product: coiled-coil domain containing 85A, like
Source: RefSeq, a predicted model, not a curated record